Molecule: messenger RNA, 309 nt
Organism: Prunus dulcis (almond)
Lineage: Eukaryota; Viridiplantae; Streptophyta; Magnoliopsida; Rosales; Rosaceae
Product: translationally-controlled tumor protein homolog
Cellular component (GO): cytoplasm
Molecular function (GO): calcium ion binding
Source: RefSeq, a predicted model, not a curated record
AUGAGCUUCUUUCUUUGGGUUGUUGACAUUGUUGAUACCUUCAGGCUUCAGAAGCAACCAGCUAUGGACAAAAAGCAGUUUGUGACAUUCACGAAGAGGUACAUAAAGUUGUUGACACCAAGAGCUUUUCAAGAAGCAUAUAUUGAGGGGGCCACCAAAUUCUUGAUCUCUAAACUCAGCGACCUCCAAUUUUCUGUGGGGGAGAGCAUGCAUGAUGAUGGGAGCAUUGUUUUUGCAUACUACAAGGAAGGUGCCACCGACCCAACAUUUAUCUACCUUGCCUAUGGUUUGAAGGAAAUAGUGUGUUAA